This is a messenger RNA of Toxotes jaculatrix (banded archerfish), 1738 nucleotides long. RefSeq names its product magnesium transporter protein 1. NCBI's taxonomy places the organism in Eukaryota, Metazoa, Chordata, Actinopteri, Toxotidae. Gene Ontology annotation, cellular component: oligosaccharyltransferase complex. The coding region runs from base 51 to 1037 and encodes 328 amino acids. The transcript is spliced from 10 exons. The record is from RefSeq and is a predicted model, not a curated record.
UGCUGAGCUGACAGGAGGCGGUGUAGUGCGGCUCUCAGCGCUGGUUCAGGAUGUUUGGAAAACUUUUCGUUUUGCUCUUUCUUCUCUCGGUUUUUCACCAUGAGCUCGCCGACGCCCAGAAGAAAAAAGAGACGCUGCUGUCAGAGAAGGUGACUCAGAUGAUGGAGUGGGCCUCCAAGCGUUCAGUCAUCAGGAUGAAUGGAGAUAAGUUUCGUCGCUUUGUCAAGGCUCCUCCCAGAAACUACUCAGUGGUCAUCAUGUUUACAGCACUGCAGCCACAGAGACAGUGUGGGGUCUGCAGACAAGCCGAUGAGGAGUUCCAGGUGCUGGCUAAUUCCUGGCGUUAUUCCUCUGCCUUUACUAAUAAAGUCUUCUUUGCAUCUGUCGAUUUCGACGAAGGAUCAGACGUGUUUCAGAUGCUGAAUAUGAAUUCUGCUCCGACAUUCCUCCACUUCCCAUCCAAAGGGAAACCUCGAAGGUCUGAUACCUAUGAGCUGCAGGUUAGAGGCUUUGCGGCGGAGCAGCUGGCUCGAUGGGUGGCAGACAGGACUGAUGUGCAGAUCCGUGUUAUUCGUCCUCCCAACUACGCUGGGCCUCUCCUGCUAGGCUUCCUCCUGGCUGUGAUUGGAGGAUUAGCAUAUCUACGAAGACACAAUUUGGAGUUUCUCUUUAACAAGAAUGUCUGGGCCUUCUCUGCACUGUGCUUUGUCCUGAUCAUGACUUCAGGCCAGAUGUGGAACCACAUCAGAGGGCCACCUUAUGCACACAAGAACCCCAGCACCGGACAAGUUAGUUACAUCCACGGCAGCAGUCAGGCCCAGUUUGUGGCUGAGACACACAUCGUCCUACUCUUCAAUGCUGCUGUCACCAUGGGAAUUGUGCUGCUGUGUGAGGCUGCCACCUCUGACAUAGACAUUGGAAAGAGAAAGAUUAUGUGUGUAGCAGGUAUCGGUUUGGUGAUGCUGUUCUUCAGCUGGCUGUUGUCCAUCUUCAGAGCUAAGUACCAUGGAUACCCAUACAGCUUCCUGAUGAGUUAGAGCCGACCACUUGAGAACAGGAAGUUCUGUCAACCUGCAGGGUGCUGUCCACGGCAAAGAAUGCCAUCACUGUUUGCUAAGCCAUGAUUUGUCUUCUGAUCUGUCGAGUCAAAAGUGUGCGUGUCAGCACACACACAGACACACAAUGUGCCUUUACAACAAUAGAACCCUCAUCACCGGAGUGCAUCCUAAACGGUCUUGUGCCAAAAGCUGUUUUCUACACGGGGACCUAGAUGAAAAUCUGAAUUUCUUAAAUUGAUUGAUUGGUAAUAAUUUCAGAGACAAAUUCCAGUGUGUAUCUUUCUUUUCAAUUGUUUGUUAGCUGUUGUUGGCGCGUGUGUCUGGGGCUGAACUUGAAGUAGGAUGUGGUAUUUAUAGAGUGGCGACACCUUCUCCAUCUUCUGUGAUAUUGUCCCCCCCCACUACUGUGCUGCUCUGGAAGCUAUGGGCCAUACACUGCUGAGCCACUGCAGAGUCUGAUGACAUGACUGCUAAUAUGAUAACUGAAUAUAAUAGAGUGAUACUAUUUAGGGUAUAACAGAGUAACACAUUACUUCAUUCACAUAAACAGUUUUUUGCCUCAGCAUCAGACCAUCAGACACUCAGAGUUUGCUAUGAACCUGUUUGGAGUUGAAGAGUUUAAAGUGCUCACAGAUGGAGGGAUGGCGGUUUAAAAGGUUUUUUUUUCCCUAUUAUGGGGA